Molecule: messenger RNA, 4688 nt
Organism: Sturnus vulgaris (Common starling)
Lineage: Eukaryota; Metazoa; Chordata; Aves; Passeriformes; Sturnidae
Gene: REEP3
Product: receptor accessory protein 3
Biological process (GO): endoplasmic reticulum tubular network organization
Cellular component (GO): endoplasmic reticulum membrane; endoplasmic reticulum tubular network; cytoplasmic microtubule
Molecular function (GO): microtubule binding
Source: RefSeq, a predicted model, not a curated record
CGGCUGGGGAGAAGUGUCGGUGCCGCCGCCGCGAUGGUGUCCUGGAUGAUUUCCCGAGCGGUCGUGCUGGUGUUUGGAAUGCUGUAUCCUGCAUAUUAUUCAUACAAAGCUGUGAAGACAAAAAAUGUGAAGGAAUAUGUUCGCUGGAUGAUGUACUGGAUUGUGUUUGCUCUUUAUACAGUUACUGAAACGAUAACUGACUUAGCAGUCUCUUGGUUUCCACUGUACUAUGAACUGAAGAUAGCUUUUGUUAUUUGGCUCCUUUCCCCAUAUACUAGAGGGGCAAGUUUAAUCUACAGAAAAUUCCUCCACCCACUGCUUUCUUCUAAAGAAAGGGAGAUUGAUGAGUACAUUGUCCAAGCCAAAGAAAGAGGCUAUGAGACCAUGGUGAAUUUUGGAAGGCAAGGGUUAAAUCUGGCAGCAACUGCUGCAGUGACAGCAGCUGUAAAGAGCCAAGGUGCAAUAACUGAGAAACUGAGAAGUUUCAGUAUGCAUGAUUUGACUGCUAUUCAAGGAGAUGAGCCUGUUGCACAGAGACCUUAUCAGACAUUGCCAGAAGCUAAAAAGAAAACCAGAGCUUCUGCAAGUGAAUCUUCAGGUUACAAAACUCCAAUGGAAAAAAAUCCUGGAGAUGACAAAACAGAUGAAGAGAUGGAGGGGACACAUUCAGAGGAUGAAAUGUUUGCUCAGAGAGGCCUUCGAAGAACUCAGAGUAUGAAAUCUGUGAAAACUAUUAAAGGCCGUAAAGAGAUACGAUAUGGAUCACUGAAAUACAGAAUAAAGAAGAGACCCAUUGUAUACUUUUAAGUAUACUGCCCAAUGCCUGCAAGAGAAACUGCUGUACUAUAAUAACUUGAAUUCAAGUGUCAAAGAUCUGUGUACAGUUCCUAGAAUGAGUCUGUAUGAACAGAUUCAUACAGACAGAUAGGACUUGGUUUUGUAAGCCCAAGUGAUCAGAAAAAGUGUUACUGUUUUUCUAUAAUUGCUUAUUGUUUAGAUAUAAAUCUGGACAAGUUAGAGCAUGAAUUUCAGCACUCCUUAAACAGGAGUUAAAUGAGUAAUAGGAAAUACUCUUUUGCCAGAGGUAUUGAACAGAUUGAAAUCAUUGCAAUUCCAAUUGAAUUAGCUGAAGCGGUAAGUAUCUAGAGCUUGUGAAAAUUGAACCAAGGUGUCCCCAGUUUACACUGAAAUAUAGAAAUACUUGAAAUAUUUUUCUGAACUACAAUUACUGAAAAGGUUUUUGUGUAACUUUUAAAUGUACAGUUUAAAGGACAGUGGAUGAUGGUGGGAAAGAAAAAGGAGAUAUGAGGUAGGUAGGAUAUAUCCUCAACAUCAUCAUCUUGCAUCAUAUUGCCAAGCUUAGCAAACUGGGAGUACAUAUAGCACUUUAUGCAAAACUUUACAGUUUUGCACACUCUUAAUGAUUUACAACUGCACAUGUCAUUUUAGUGACUUCCUAGAUAGGUUAGAGUUACAUUUUGAAAGUCAGCAAUUCUUGUAUUUCAUGAUCUUUUAAAAAUUUAUCUUGAUUCCUUAAGUACACUCAGAAUGCUGUAGAUAUUUGCUACUAACAAUAUUAUCAGGUGCCUUUCUAUGUAUUAUAGGGCUGUGUGGGUUUUGUCUGUCUGUGUUUUUGGGGGGGUUGGGUUUUUUUUUCUUUGUGGGGUUUGUUUGUUUGUUUGGGUUUUUUGUGUCUGUCUUCACCUAAAGAGAUGUAACAUGAUUUAAGUCAGUUUCUGGUUGAAAUUGUGGUAAGUAAAACUUGUAGCAAUUCUGGUGAUACGCCUCAGGAAUCUGAUCAGGCCAUGAGCUGUGCAUGAAAAUCAUGCUGCCAUAAAGGCAUGUAUGAUAGGUUAUUCAGACCCUGGUUUAGUUUUGCUCUACAUUGCUUUAAGAACAAAUAUAUAUAUAUAUAUAUAUAUAUAUAUAUAUGUACUUUAGAACAUGUGUGAGUGUAUGUUUCAUACCAUAUGUGGAUUCUAAAAUGAUCUGUGUAGUACUUUCUUUUAUUGCUAAAGUUAUUACUAAAAUAGUCGCAUAUAAAUAGCAUCUUCUAAAAGUCUUAUUGAUUUAGUCAGUGAUUUUGUAACCUAGAGUCCCAUGGCAUAUCUGCACAGAGAUUAAUUUUGAAAUGUCUUUCAGUGCUGUGGCUUGUCAAAAUGACUUUUGUAGGUCACCUUUGGUACUAUUUUCUGCAGUUCUGAGAAUUAGGCUGAUUUUAAUUUUCUGUGUGACUAUAUUUCUACUGUGGAUUCAGGGAGAAACCACACACUUUUUGCAGAUAGUAUUUUAUUAUGUAUCUUUGGGACAGACCUUGUUACUUCCCUCAAAGAGAAAAUGGCAUGGAUUCCUCUUAUCCUUGGACUUUAACUUAGACCUUCUCCCAGGUAUUGACAGUCAUCUUCAAGUCAGCUGCAGAGAUUUUAAUUAUGUUCCUGAGGCUUGGGCCUGCUGCAGUUCUUUUUCUGUUACAGCCAUAGCAAUUCACUGCUGGUAGGCACUUGAUUGUCUGUGACAUAGACAAGUAGUCUUCUGUACACUUUGGCCAGGAUUUGAAUUCUGUGGGAACAAAUGCAGCUGGUGUGUGUUGGUGUUGUUCCUCCCUGGCUGUGGGAAGUGUCUGCAAGCCCUGUGCAAAGCUGUGCUCAAAUGCAACGGCACUUUCAGCAUCUCUGAGGAACCUCAAUGCUUUAGUAAGAAGUCCCAGCAUGCCAUGUGUGAUUAAAAGGCUAAAGCUUUUAAUACUUAGAAACACAGUUUGAUACCAGAAGACAGGAAGGCUGCUCUCUCCCAAAUUAGUACAGUGCAAAAUCCCAUCCCCUUACCAAAACUGUACGUUGUUAUGCAGCUUUUCACAGAGCUGUGGGCAAGGAGUGAUCACAAAAGCAACCUCCCCAGGUGUGUGGGAUUUCUGCCCCAGGAAUGUCUGUGCUUCUCAUCUGUUUCCCUGAGGCUUGUCUGUGUGUUUAAGGUAUAUAAGACAUGAAGGAACCUGAAGCUCUUGUAUUUGCAUCUCACCUCUCUCUGAAAUAGUAGACUAACUUGAGCUUGGGAUGGAAUCUCCAACUCUUACUGUACAGUUGAACACUUGCUGACACAUUUUGCUGUAACUAAUCAUGCUUGUUUUACCAGCAAGCAUGGCAAAAAUAAAAAAUAACAUCUUUCUACAAAUCAUAAUCCUGCAUGAAAGGAGUAGGGUAAGCUGUUUUUUCAGAAUUACAAUUCCCAUUACAGGUUCAUGUAGAUCCUGUUUUGGGGGUUGUGUUUUUAACACAUUUCUAUGGUUAGAGAUCACUGAAGUAUUUUCAGUUCUACCACACUCCUGUCAGGAAGCUGCUCUAUGUACCUGAGGCUGUAACUUCUGGCAGACUUAACUUGCUAACUCAGUAGUGAUAAAGGCUAAGUAAAUCCUCCUCUUUCUGGAACUUGCAUGGAAUUAGGAAAGCUGGCAGUAUUACUCAUAUUGAUUACUAUUUGCAUAUAAAUGUAUUUCUGUUCUUUCAGAUAACUGUCUUACAUGAUCAAACCUUCAAUGUUUUCCUAGCUGUUUUCUUCUGUCUAUUAGCCAACUAUAAAAAUAUUUUCUUGCCAGCCUGAUUUUGAUCCUUGAAUUCAUCUUCAAACUGGCUCACUGGAUUAUCUUCAUUUUUUUAUUCUUACUGUUCAUUGAUAGCUGAUGCUUGUCAGGGCACAGUGGCAUGGUUAGCUUUCAUCCCAAUGAUACAUAGUUCUCUGUCCUUGUUGAAUUUAGUUUAGUUUGGUUUUGAAACAUUACAAUCUUUUAACUUUGGUUACAGGGAAUUUUCAAACUUUUCCUGCCUUAGCAACUGCAGAAAUCAUCUGUCUAGCUCUUGCCAGGAAACUUAUUGAAAAAAAUAUUAAAAAUCAAUGUUUAGCAUUCUUUUUUGAUUUAGAAUGUAAAAUGUAGUUAAUGUCAAAUUAUCUAAUCUUCUGAACAAAAUGUUUCCUGACACUUGACUGACUGCCACCAACAGGACUGCUAAUGUACUUAAACAAAGACUUGGAGUUUAAAAGCGCUUUAAAUGAGAAUAUGUGUAUCCGUUGAAAUCAUAUCAAGAUUUCAAGCCUUUCCAAAAUAUAUCUGAACUUACUCAGCUUUCUUAGCAAGAGCCUACUGUACUUGUUAAAAGACACGGUCUAAGAUGAGGAUUAAAUUGGCAGCCUCAGCUGCAAAUAACCUUAGGCUGGACUUUACAGUGUAAUUGCCAAUAUUGCUAAUUCCUUUGGUAUGGGAAAGUAACCAAAUAAUAUGCAACAGAUAUUUUGCAAACUAUAAUGAAUUUUUAAAUAGACGAUAACUUGGUAAAAGAGAAUGGUGGAGAAAAUGCUGGACACAUUCAAUGUGCUGUUCAUGACAAAAAUGUAUUUUAUUUUUGGUGUUGCUUUUAUUAAUGGGAAGUUGGUAUUUUUAAGUAUUUUUUCUACAAAAAUGUAUGUGCAAAGCCAUACUUUAAUAUUUUUCAAGAACUUGUAUUUUUAAAUGCAACAAACCAGAGAAUAUACAUUUGGGCUGAAGGUAGUAGCUUUUAAAAAUGCAAUGUAAACUUUAAUUUUUAUAUUGUAAUAAUAACUUGCUGACAACUUGUUUACAUAUUUGUAGGAUGGAAACUUCAUUAUACAUUGGCUUAUCUUGAUGCUAUCUUAAAUAAAUGCUGCUUUGAGCAAGA